This is a messenger RNA of Anguilla rostrata (American eel), 4897 nucleotides long. It is a transcript of the gene znf346, whose product is annotated as zinc finger protein 346. Gene Ontology annotation, molecular function: nucleic acid binding; zinc ion binding. The coding region runs from base 441 to 1226 and encodes 261 amino acids. Lineage: Eukaryota; Metazoa; Chordata; Actinopteri; Anguilliformes; Anguillidae. The transcript is spliced from 7 exons. The record is from RefSeq and is a predicted model, not a curated record.
GUAUGAACUAUUUUAGGUCGCAGCAGAUGUACUGACAGCGCUGUUGUCUGCAGAAUAAAGUGUAGCCUCUAGGUAGAAGCAUUGAUGAUGUUAGGUAUCAUAGAGAUCAGUCUUGGAAAAGACAACAUCCAAGGUCGAGAAAGCUAGUCAUAUGGAAGUUGCAGCCAAUUCACUUGCUGCUUACUCUAUAUUAGUAUGCAUGAAGUAUUUUGAGCAGAAGAGAGUUGGUGUAUGUUGCUGAAGUUCGGGAAAGUAUCGGUUGCUAAUGCUAGCCAUCCAGCUUGCUGCUUAUUUAAGCUAUGUUAUGUUGCAGAAGUAACGCUAUAUGCGUAUUUUUGUUGGCACCGUCCACGAUGUAAGCACAGGUUAACGUCUUUGCUGUGACAGUUAUUUCCCCCUGAACUUCCUUUUAAGUUGCACGUAACUCGCAAGUGAACAAGAUGAUCAAAGAAAACAGUAACCUGUUUUCUGACGCCAAUUGUAAAGUAUGCAACGCGGUCCUGAUUUCAGAAUCGCAAAAACUUGCCCACUAUCAGAGUAAAAAACAUGCCAAUAAAGUUCGCCGCUACAUGACCAUUCACAAGGACGAGGAGCCAUCAGUGAAGAGGUUCAAAUCGCCCUCCACCACCGACAGUGUCAGCGACAACGGGGAGGCGGACCGCUACAAAGUCUGCCCCGUGUGCAACAUGACCUUCUCCUCGCGGGUGGUGGCGGAGUCGCACUACCAGGGAAAGGUGCACGCCAAGAACCUGAAGCUGAAGACCUACGGCUUCCAGGCUCCAGCGCUGCCUCCCGCUAAGACCCCCAGUAAGAAGAAGGUGGAGGUGCAGAGCGCGGCGUCCCAGGGCCCAGCAGAGGGCGACCCCGAGCGCUUCUGCUCCAUCUGCCACGCCUCCUUCAACAACCCGCUGAUGGCCACGCAGCACUACGCCGGCAAGAAACACAAGAAGCAGCUCACCAAGAUGAAGCUGCUGGAGACCUACGGCCCGUCCUCCACCCCCGCCUCCACAGUGAAGGGCUACCCCUGCACAGUGUGCAACAUCGAGCUCAACUCUGUGGAGCAGUACCAGGCCCACAUCAGCGGCUCCAAACACAAGAACCAUGUGAGGGUGAAGAAGGGAAACAGCACUUUCACCAGCCCCUCAGAAACGCUUCAGCCUGCCGAGCCAUACCCAACAGCGCCCCUGCAGGAGGACUGGGGUAACUACAACCAGGACUAUGAGUGACCAGAGGGACCACCCCAAAAAAAACAACAUGGCAGAGUCUACAGACAGAGCACCCCUCAAAAACAACAUGGCAGAGUCUACAGACAGAGCACCCCUCAAAAACAACAUGGCAGAGUCUACAGACAGAGCACCCAUCAAAAACAACACAGCAGUGUCGCUACAGGGAGAGAACACCUCAAAAACAACAUGGCAGAGUCUACAGACAGAGCACCCAUCAAAAACAACACAGCAGUGUCGCUACAGGGAGAGAACACCUCAAAAACAACAUGGCAGUCUCUACGGAGAGAACCCCACGAAAACAACACAGCAGAGUCUCUACAGGGAGAGAACCCCACAGAAAUCACACGCCAGUUUAUACAGAGAGACACCAAUCAGCAAACGUGUUGCAUCCCCAAAAAACCCACACCCUCAUCCUCUCGCUUUGACUCUCCCUCUAUCUCUCUCUGUCCGUUGGUCUUUUUCACACUCUGUCUCUCACUCCAUCUCCUCUAAACCUUCGACAUGCCGCUUGUUCUGGAAAGUUCUCUAUGAUAUUUUAUUAUUAUAUUUUAGUCAGUCAUGGGUGGUGCUGGCAUUCUGGGUAGUCCCUGCUCGUGUCUCUGAGGUAGUCGUUGGGGGGGGGGGGGCGCAGGCAUUCUGGGUAAUCCCUACCCAGGUCUCUGAGUUAGUCGUAGGGGAAGCAGGCAUUCUGGGUAGUUCCUGCCCGCGUCUCCGAGUUAGUCUUAGGGGAAGCAGGCAUUCUGGGUAAUCCCUGCCCAUGUGUCUGAGUUAGGCGUAGGGGAAACAGGCAUUCUGGGUAAUCCCUGCUCGUGUGUCUGAGGACCGCAGGGUUUCUCAGUGAUGCCGCAGGGGCCACGCAGGCCUGAUUGGCUGGUCCUUGGAGACGGGCCUCGGUUGUUAUGGGGCGUCUCUGUUGCUGCUGAUUCAGAAUCCACACAUUUGUUGUAUAUGUGAUGUUAUAUACACGUAUAUAUAAUUUUGUAUCUACAAUGUUUUUUUUUCAUUCAAGUUCUCAUUUUUACCUGUGAUUUUGUUGUCGCAUUUUAGCUUCUGAGUGGAGCCAGUGUUCUCAAGGUUUUCUUGUUUCUUAGGUCUGCAGUUACUUGCUUUUUUAUCACAAGUAUGAGGUGUAUAGAGCAGAGGAGUUAUGCCUUGGUACAGAAUGAAAAUAUCGCACUUGCCCUUGAUCGGUGGUUUUAUUUUUUGUUUUUACAUAUUCCCCCCAGCAUUGUCAUCUUUGCUGAAUAUGAAAUUGUGUGAUUGUUUCUUACUUGGUGCAAGCUGUUGGUUCUGUCUCUUAAGAGCAGCUUUGUUUUAAUUAAAUAAUUGUUUUCAUACAUUUUUAGGCGAAUAAACGACACAAAGCUGCUCAGUUGAGACUGAAAGGUGCUGUAACCAGAAAGCUAAUCUGAUUUAUUUUUACCUGGUAGGUUUAGAAGUCACGCAAUAACAGGUAAAUGUUUUGGCUUCCUUUUCCUUCUGCGUGGUAGAAUGUGUGCUCAUGUAGAUUCCCAUUUAUCUAGACUUUGAUCUUCUGACUCUGUACUGAUUCAUAGUGUUAAGCUAGCCUGAAAAUCAUGAAAGAAAGCCUAAUAUGGAUGAGAAUAUUUGUUGGUGAGUACAGAGAGAAUGUUUUUUAUCUGCUGUGUGUAGCGACGGGUUCAGGAUGAAGGGAACCUGGUUGAUGCUGAACCGUAUGUGGCCAGUAGCUCCUCGUCUGCUCAGCUAAUUUUAACGGACACAUAAAUAGGGAAUAAUGGGGGGGGGGGGGUGCUUAUCAGAACGGGAGCCAGGAGAGCCAGCAGGAAGCUUAAGGUCAGAACUUCUCAAGCUCGAUGAGAAGGCUUCUUUUUAUGUCAUAGAUCCAAGUCCACAAUCUCGGUACUGAGGUUUUAAAAAAAACUUUUCUGUUGCUAAGUUAAAAUUUAUUUGUCUUCAUUUUCUUUUUUGUGGGUUAUGUACCUAGGAAGUAACUGAAUGUGAGAAGGCCUAGCAGCCUAGUUUGUGAACUGAAGUAGUUACAAACGAUUUGUACUGUUUGUAUGAUUUGCGGUUUACAUGCAAACGACAUGCUUAAUCAAUAUGGUUAAAAUAGCAGUUUGAAAGUGUUGUGAAAACUUCCUCAAACAUUUGACGUUUGAGAUGGUUUUCUUGUGUGCUCUUCGAUGUAAUCAUUCGCCAUAGUGGUUUCCCCCCGGUUUGACGAGCAGAAUGUGUGAUAAAUGCUUGUGUUAAGAGUCCGGGGAACAUGAGUGGACACACUUUAAUAUAAUAUGUUAUUUAACAGACAGGGCUGUAUAACACGUGUGUAAAUAACUUAGCUGAAACGGGCCUGCUCUUUCAAACCUCAUAGUGUUAGUCGAUGUUGUACUUGACGAGAUUUAUUUUAAAUAUGGUACAUGUCUGCCUAGAGAAAUAUUAAGAAAAUGUACAUCUAGUAAAACAUGUUUUAACAACGCCUUGUCUGUUCUUGUAGAACACUAACCAACACCAUGACUGACCCCGACCACCACGGUAACACAGGGUCCUAAUAUCGGCCAUUUUCCCUGUUAUCUGUGUCUGCACCAGCAGGGGGCGCACACAUCCUCCUGAUCGUGACCCACUGGCCUCUUUUCGGAUAUUGCUGCAGUAAUUUGCAUUAGUUUUAAUAAGGAAGCUCGAAAGGGAGAGCUGGAAUUGAUUCCUCAGAUGACCGACUUCGUUCCACCAAAGUGCAUUAAAAAACUAUCCUCCCAAUAUCCACAAAACGGUCUUUUGAAAGUGGCACAUUGAAAUUAGUAGUAAGUGUGACACAAACCAAAAAAAAUCAAUUCCUUCAUGUUAAGAGCUAUGCUAGAAGUGGUUCAUAAAUGCCUUUUAAGACUUGAACACAUGAAUUGGAAUAUCUUAGGAGGCCCUUUGGUUUUGAGUGUAGCUUCUGAAGAGCUUUUAGCUGUCCUCAAGUCGAUUUGUUUAAACUGAGAAAUUCUCUUCAUCUGAAAUUAAUUUCUGCCAAGUAAUAACUGCUCAUGAAAUCUACAGUUUGAUAUUAGAAGAGUCACUGCCAUUUUGUGUUAGAGUCAAGGUACAUUUAAUUAGGAAUUAUUUCUCUGUAUAAAUAUGUCAGUUGGUAAGGCAUACUGAAUGGGGACUGCUUUAGACUUAUGCCAUGUGUAUAAAAAUCUCUGAUUCCGUUCGAUUUGUUUGGGCGGCAGUAAGUGAAACGCCUGAUUAGCUAGCUAGUGUUAGCUAUGUUGGCUCGCCGGCUUGCUUUGCCCAGCUGCACCUUCAGAUACAGUAGGACUCACAGUCUCUCUCUCACAUAGAGGUGAGCUUACUUGUUUGCUAAUGCUAAUGAUAAUGCUCGCUAAGUCGGAUAUUUAAUGUGAGCUAGUUUAUGUGACAGGGACAAAUGUAAAUGAAUAACAUUACUGUAAAUGUGCAGGAGUUGGCCAGGACACUGCAGUCCCUGGGAUGCAGGUUUGGCUGUGGGAGAUCACAAGGAGAAUGUGCAAACUCCUCACUGGGGGGACCCGGGCCAGCCGGGACUCAAACCUGCAACCUCCUUACAAGGCAAAGGUGCUGACUGCUAAUGCUAGCUCACUAAGAGUAUACUUUUUAAAAAUCCUGUCCUUGAUGUCGCCUUAGCUUAUAUAUAUUUUCUGUCUUUAUAUUAAACUGACCACGUCAGA